AUAUCUGCGAUUUGCAGGUCUGAGGAGUAAGUUACUUUGAAGUUGAGAUGAUAUAAAUUGGCAAUGGAGAGAAAAGAUGAUUUGAGUUGAAGAAGACCCGAGUACUAGAAGCCCAAGCAAGAAAUAUAAGUCACAAUGUUCACUAUAUAGAGUGUGGAAGUCAAUCCAUUGAAGAUUCACAGGCAGAUAUUGCAAUUCUCCUCAGAAAGUUGAUUUGUGAUGAAAUUCAAGCUGGAAAGACUGACAGAGAUUUAUAAAAAGCUUGAAGAGGAUUUUGGGGAGACAUUACUUUAUGCCCCAAAGUUUGAUAUGCAGACAGCAGCCUUGUGGCUAUCAACAGCACUGACACUUGCUAGUAGUGACUAGUGAGUCUUUCUGUACAUACUUAAAAUUGAGUUUUGCGGACAGCUUCUAGUUGGGGGUGCUGCUGCAGGCGUCUGGGCUUACCAGAAGCACAGGCAAAAAACUAAUGUCCAUAUCAUGGCUUUAAACCUUGUUAGAGGUGUUCCAUAAAACAUAGUUUAUGAACUAAAAUGGUUCACAGUUG
Messenger RNA from Rubroshorea leprosula, 547 nucleotides. The record is from the annotation of a GenBank genome assembly. Lineage: Eukaryota; Viridiplantae; Streptophyta; Magnoliopsida; Malvales; Dipterocarpaceae.